AUGGGACUCGCCACCGAUCUAUCGCCAUGGCUGCAGCCAUACGCCGACCAGCUCAACGUGCCGCACAUGCCCACGCACCUCCAGACCAUCCUCCGCUCCGUCUUGCUCUGGACGUCGCUGCAGCUCCUCUCCUCUGGACUCUCGCCCCGCCUCUUCCCAAAGACGUUUGCCACCUUUAGCAAAAAGACCAGGACUAGCUGGGACAUCCACUUUGUCGCCUUCUGCCACGCCGUCGUCAUCACCCCGCUCUGCGCACGCAUCUGGUGGAAGGUCAGGCAGCAGGGCAACUCCCACCCGCUCGCCGUCGACCGCCUCUACGGCUACGACUACGAGGCCGGAGAGGUGUAUGCCGUCGCGCUCGGGUACUUUAUCUGGGACUCGUACAUCUCAAUCCGCCACGAGGGCCCCGGCUUCGUCGCCCACGGCCUCGUCGCCUUCACCGCCUUCAUCCUCGUCUACUACCCCGUCUUCAUGUACGACGGGCUGGGCUUCCUGCUUUGGGAGCUCAGCACCCCGUUCCUCAACAUCCACUGGUUCCUCGACAAGCUCGGAAUGACUGGCACCACGCUCCAGCUCGUCAACGCCGUCUUUCUCCUCGGCACCUACGUCGGCGCCCGUCUCACCUUUGGAGUCUACAACUCGAUCAGCUUCUUCAAGUUUGUCGUGAGCCCGCCGACGCCCCACCAUCCGCCGAUCCCCAGGUACAUUGCCAACUUCUACAUGACCGGCAAUGUCAUCCUCAACUCGCUCAACUUUUUCUGGUUCCGCGCAAUGGUGCGAGCGGUGCAGAAGCGGUUCACCGCCAAGCCCAAGCCUGCAGAGGCCGGCGCCAUCGACCCCAAGAAGGUCCUCAGGGGCCAGCAGGGCGUCAGCGUCGGCGUGCGCGGCAACGACGACGAGCCGUUCGAGCGCGAGGCUGGCGUCAUCAAGGGCGGCAAGAGCCAGUGA
Molecule: messenger RNA, 948 nt
Organism: Pseudozyma flocculosa PF-1
Lineage: Eukaryota; Fungi; Basidiomycota; Ustilaginomycetes; Ustilaginales; Ustilaginaceae
Exons: 3
Coding region: 1-948 (315 amino acids)
Biological process (GO): lipid homeostasis
Cellular component (GO): membrane; endoplasmic reticulum
Source: RefSeq, a predicted model, not a curated record